CAAGCCAGCACAAACUGUCCCUCAUCUGAGUCAUGCUGGGAAUUCCUGUCCUAGGCAGAAUGAUGUCAUAAGCUCCUGUAUAUGAGCAGGUCCCAAUCACUGCAUCUGCCAAAACGCACAAUCUGUCUAGUCUACAGCAUCUACGGCAUUAAGAUGUGCCCAGCUGCUAGAUCCUGUUUAUUAGUUCUUCUCACAAUUCUGCCUUGUAUUUGGUGUGAGCAGCCGGUAAACUGCAGGUGGGGACCGUAUGGGGACUGGUCAGAGUGUGACGGCUGUACCAAGACACAAGUUCGAAUGCGCCCCGUAGAAACGUUCCCUCAGUUUGGAGGCAGCUCUUGUACAGGCGAGGCCAUCCAGAGACAACCCUGUUCACCAAAGAAAACCUGCCCCCUACAGGCAGGAUGCAGAAACAGGUUUCGCUGCACAUCUGGUAGGUCACUUCUGUCUGUGAUUUUGAAUUUGUGUGGACAGUUUGCAGUCAGUUUACAGUUUUCAUUGAUUUGUUUAUUUAUAGGUCAGUGCAUCAGUCCAUCUUUGGUGUGCAAUGGAGAUCAUGAUUGUGAAGAUGGUUUAGAUGAGCAGCGCUGUAGUGGCAGUGUCACUUUAGUGUGUAAUGAGCAAAAGCCACCACCCAACUCUGACCUCACAGGAAGAGGGUUUGAUGUGUUGACGGGUGAGCUGAGAGCCGGUGUCAUUAACACUCGUAGCUUUGGUGGGCAGUGCAGGAAAGUCUUUAGUGGGGACCACAGAGAUUUCUACAGACUUCCAUGGAGUCUACUCAGAUAUAGCUUUCAGGUCAGUGUUGAAAAUGAUUUCACUGACGAGUACUAUAACAGUUCCUGGUCCUACAUGAGGCAUGAAGAGGAAAGAAAAAAUAUCAGAGGAGGUCAUGAUCAUAAAACCUUUCAUAACAAAUUGAAACAGGACAAGACUUAUCACCUUCUUAUAAUAAGAAAUGAGGUAGAGGUGGCUCAGUUCCAGAACAAUGCACCUGAGUACCUCUCUCUAUCUGAAGACUUCUGGAAGGAUCUGUCAGCCCUGCCUAGCACAUAUGACCCAUCAGCCUAUAGAUUCUUUAUACAGCGUUACGGCACACACUACAUGGAAGAGGGCUCUCUGGGUGGCCAGUAUCGGGCCCUGCUGGAGCUGGAUGCAAGUUAUAUGAUGGAGAUGAGUAGAACGGAUAUUGAUUUCCAACAGUGUAUUACACGUGUGAAGCGACGGUUCUUCUAUAAAAAGAAAAAAACCAAGUGUACGAAACUAAUGAAGACAAUUGAGAGUUCAAGCGAGAACAGAAAUCAUAAGAUGCCAGUAAAAACAGACAUUAUUGGAGGACAUCCCGCUUAUAUUGCUGGCCUUAGUCUUCUAGAUUUGGAAAACCCUGACAGUAACAAACAGAUGUAUUCCAAAUGGGCUGGAUCAGUGAAGGAGUUCCCUAAAGUAAUAAAACAGAAGCUGCGGCCACUGUAUGAAUUGGUAAAAGAGGUGCCAUGUGCCGGGCUGAAGAAACUCCACCUCAAGAGGGCACUGGAGGCCUAUCUGGAGGAUCAGAGCCCUUGUCACUGCAGACCAUGUCAGAACAAUGGCAUGGCUGUGCUCACUGAUGGUGUGUGCACCUGUGUGUGCAGGCCAGGCACCAGUGGUAAUGCCUGCCAGAAUGGCCAUGUCCUUGGAGAACAACCAGGAGUGAUUGAAGGAGUCUGGAGCUGUUGGUCUGCCUGGAGUAGCUGCUCUCAGAGUCAAAAGUCAAGGACUCGUUUGUGUAAUAAUCCUGCUCCAAGAAAUGGAGGCAGGAAUUGCAUAGGAGAGACGGUAGAGCGUAAAAGCUGUGAGGACUCUGAUUUUGAACACCUCAAAAUGAUGGAGCCACACUGCUUUGAUCCCUCAGUGACACCAGUGAAGACAUGUAAAACUCCACCUCCUUUGAUGAAUGGAUUUGUUUUGGACCCCAAAGACACCUAUCCAGUAGGCAGUAAGAUUGAGUACACCUGCACAGACGGACAUGAACACGUUGGCAAUCCAGUCGCUGAGUGUACAGAGAACCUGACCUGGAGGACAUCGCGCAUGGAGUGCAAAAGUAAAACAGCAUGUGAUCCUCCAGCUGUUCUGAGUAAUGUCAUUGCUACACCCUCAAAACAAGCUUAUCUGAUCGGGGAAAGUGUGGCCCUGUCAUGCCCAAGUGGGAUGCAGAAAGAAGGCGAAGCAGAAAUCAUGUGCCGUCCUGGUCUCAGCUGGUAUCCAACACCUGAGAGUGUCCGAUGCAACCCAGUGGAAGCAGUGCCCACUCAACCAAGCCUGUUUUGCAAACCAUGGGAAAAACCAGCAAAGGGCCAGUGUGUUUGCAAAAUGCCAUAUGAAUGCAUGAAGUCAUUCCAGAUUUGUGGCUCUGUGCGUCCUGGACGCGUGACUAGAAUGAGCAUCUGCCAGCUUGGGGCCUUGCAGUGUCUGGGGCAAACAUUUACUUUGCUACAAGAUAGUGCAUGCAUUUGGCCUGAAACCCAAUUCAAAUCCUGUCAGGACUGCCAUCAGUGGGAGACAUGUGAUGGUUCGAAAUGUGAAUGUAAAGAUCCUGAGGACUGCUCAGAAGACUCCACCCACCUGUGUGUCUCUCUAAUGGGCGGAGCUCCUGAGAUGGUUUCAGAGUGUGAGGCGGGAGCUUGGCGAUGUCAGGGGAAAAACAUCAAAGUACUCAGCAUUGGAGAUUGUCAGGCAUAAACAACUUCUUUCAAUUGCUUGUUGCAACUAAAUGUUUUUUUUUUUUUUUUUGCUUUAAUGUGUAGUAAUAUGUAAUAAUAUAUAUAUAUAUAUAAAUAUUGUAAAUAAGUGCACAUUCAUUAAUAAAAUGCUUCUUAAAUUGUGGGCAAUGUGAUUGACAAGCAGAUCAAAGUCACAUUUACACUUUUCAGUGUAAUCCACAUAAAAAAGGGCUUGUUUUUGUUUGUCUCUGCAUUUGCAGGGAUGGAAGAAAGUAUUUUAAUGUUG
Messenger RNA from Cyprinus carpio (common carp), 2982 nucleotides. It is a transcript of the gene c7b, whose product is annotated as complement component 7b. Bases 82 to 2715 code for a protein of 877 amino acids. Gene Ontology annotation, molecular function: protein binding. Lineage: Eukaryota; Metazoa; Chordata; Actinopteri; Cypriniformes; Cyprinidae. The record is from RefSeq and is a predicted model, not a curated record. Gene Ontology annotation, cellular component: membrane attack complex. The transcript has 17 exons. Gene Ontology annotation, biological process: immune response.